Molecule: messenger RNA, 1014 nt
Organism: Podospora anserina S mat+
Lineage: Eukaryota; Fungi; Ascomycota; Sordariomycetes; Sordariales; Podosporaceae
Exons: 3
Coding region: 1-1014 (337 amino acids)
Biological process (GO): mitochondrial phosphate ion transmembrane transport
Cellular component (GO): mitochondrial inner membrane
Molecular function (GO): phosphate transmembrane transporter activity
Source: RefSeq, a predicted model, not a curated record
AUGAUGCGAAGAGCAAGGCGAAAAAGCUCAGCGAGGAAGCCAGCCGAGAAUUCAAUGCCGCCAGCAAGAAGGCUCAGUCUAAAACCGGCAGUAUCGAGCUCUACUCUGGGAAAUACUACGCUGCCUGCACAUUCGGCGGCUUGCUGGCUUGGUCUCACCCAUACUGCAGUCACUCCCUUGGAUCUUGUCAAGACUCGGCGCCAGAUUGACUCCAAGCUCUAUUCAGGAAAUUUCCAGGCCUGGAGACAUAUCCUCCGAACCGACGGCUUCCGGGGCAUCUUUGUCGGUUGGAGUCCAACCCUCGUCGGUUAUUCGGCUCAGGGUGCGUUCAAGUACGGCUGGUAUGAAUACUUCAAGAAGACCUACGCCGACAUUGCUGGCCCCGAGGCGGCUCACAAGUACAAGACUGCGUUGUACCUGUCUGCCUCGGCUUCGGCCGAGUUUCUGGCCGAUAUCGCGCUCUGCCCCUUUGAGGCCAUCAAGGUUCGGAUGCAGGGUACUAUCCCGUCCCAGUAUUCGGGUACACUCAACGGCCUGAGCACCAUCACAGCUGCUGAAGGCGUCGGUGGCCUGUACAAGGGUCUCUACCCGUUGUGGGGAAGACAAAUCCCCUAUACCAUGAUGAAGUUCGCUUCCUUUGAGACCAUUGUCGAAAUGAUCUACGCUCGCCUCCCUGGCCAGAAGAGUGAUUACAGCAAGGGCGCGCAGACGGGAGUGGCCUUUGCUGGUGGUUACCUGGCAGGUAUUCUUUGCGCCAUCGUGUCUCAUCCUGCCGACGUCAUGGUCAGCAAGCUGAAUGCCUACCGCAAGGCCGGUGAGGGAUUCGGUGCUGUGACAUCAAGAAUUUACAAGGACAUCGGCUUCAAGGGGCUUUGGAACGGUCUGCCAGUCAGAAUCGUCAUGAUUGGUACCCUCACUGGUUUGCAGUGGAUGAUUUAUGACUCUUUCAAAAUCUUCAUGGGCUUGCCGACGACGGGUGGUGCUGCGCCCCCCGAGGACGACCAGCACUCUUGA